This is a messenger RNA of Prosopis cineraria, 720 nucleotides long. RefSeq names its product pentatricopeptide repeat-containing protein At1g80550, mitochondrial-like. Gene Ontology annotation, molecular function: protein binding. The transcript has 2 exons. The coding region runs from base 1 to 720 and encodes 239 amino acids. Lineage: Eukaryota; Viridiplantae; Streptophyta; Magnoliopsida; Fabales; Fabaceae. The record is from RefSeq and is a predicted model, not a curated record.
AUGGUGAAGCUUGGUGGAGAAAGCAAAAGCAUCGAAUCAAAGGUGGACUGUGAAAGAGGGGAGAGAGAGAUGCAGCGGAAGAGAGAAAGUAAAGGGAAGAGUUUACCAUUUAUAGCUCGCCACGUAGGAAACAGAGCUCUGACGAAAAGGACAAAUUUGUCCGGCCCAAAAGUGAGGAAAUGUCUUUCACUGGGGGUUGAUUUUUCAAUUAGGCUCUUUCGUGAAAUGAAAGAUUUAGGGUUUGAGCCUUCUCUUGUAACCUAUAACACCGUCAUUAAGCUUUUAUGUGAUAACUUCAGAUAUAAGCAAGCACUUGAGAUGCUCGAUACCAUGCGUAAGAAUGGAUGUCAGCCAAAUGCAAUUUCAUAUCAUUUCUUUUUCGCUUGCAUGGAAAAGCCUAGGGAUAUACUCACAUUGUUUUAUAAAAUGAUUGGAAGUGGAAUUCGGCCAAGUAUGGACACCUAUGUGAUGCUUGUGAGGAAGUUUGGGAGGUGGGGAUUUCUUCGACCAGUUUUUUUAGUGUGGGAGAAAAUGGAAGAACUUGGAUCCAGUCCUGAUGCAUCUGCUUACAAUGCUUUGAUAGAUGCUCUUGUGGAAAAGGGAUUAUUAGACUUGGCUAGGAAAUAUGAUGAAGAGAUGUUAACAAAAGGACUUUCAUCUAGGCCAAGGAAAGAAUUGGAGACAACACUGGAGGUGACAGGAGAAUCCCCUGGCGGAUAG